Entrophospora candida is the source of this 562-nucleotide messenger RNA. The record is from the annotation of a GenBank genome assembly. NCBI's taxonomy places the organism in Eukaryota, Fungi, Glomeromycota, Glomeromycetes, Entrophosporales, Entrophosporaceae.
GAUGGUUAUUAAUCAAAAAUAUGGUUUAAUGAAAAAAGAAAACAUGUGGAAAUUAUUGUCAGGUAGAUAUGUGGAAGAGGAAAUGUAUAACAUUGGACAAACAUUAAUUUAUGAAAAUAUGAUCCAUUCAUUCAUUCUUGAUAUCAAUGAUGACAUUAUCAAAAAUCACUUUACUGAAAUUGAAAUCAAUGAAUUGAUGGAUGCAUCUAGACCAAAAGUUAAAGAUUUAUCUACUGAGGUACAAGAGUAUAUAGAGGAUAUAUAUAAAAAGUUGUCUAAUUUAAAAGACAUGAGAGAUUUCAUCAAUAAAACUGAUGAAAGAUUGGGUAAAGAUUACGAAAAAGAAAAUCACCAUGAUAUAGACUAUAUCAGAUUCGCAUUAUACACAAUGAUCCAAGAAGUAGAGAGUUGUGGUUUAAAAAAUGCCAAUUUAGAAUCAUGGUAUAACUGCCAUGUGUGGUCACCAAUCAUAGACCAAGGAUUUGGCAAUUUAAAGGGAGUUUCAGUUGUUCGUGGCGAAAGUGUUAGUAUUGCUAUGUCUGUGGCAAAAAACAUGGGUAGG